AUGUUUACCAAGAGUCUUUCAAUCUCCAAAGCCUCGUCCAGCUUCAAUCAUCAUGUUCCAAUCAAUACAGUAUUCUUUCAGUUCGGAACAAGGCCUGGAGAUAGUACUUUAAUUCUACGUUCUCUUCAUACGACUAUUUCUAAUAACGGAGCAAAUCAAAAUACCACUUCUGGCACUAGUAGUACCACAAACACGAAUAACAACAUCAACACCUCAUCUUCGUUAAAUAUCAUUUACAAGGAAUUAGAAAGUCAAAGACAAUACUAUCUUCAAUAUGCAGAGACAAGACAAGAAGCCGAUGUAUUGGAGCAGUAUAAUCCAUUGGUUAGACCUUUUUUGAGAGCCUACACGAAUGAAAUUCGCUUUCUUGUGGAUCGGUAUGAACCUCUCCGACUUCAAAAACAAUUAGAAGAAGAUGUCAAGCAAGGAAAAGUUCCACAGAAACACAAUGUGAGUUGGGUGUUGCCUAGUAAGGUCGCUCAACAAGAGAAUGCAAGUACGAGUAGACCUUUGGCGUUACGACUUUUCGGGUUCUUUGGUCAAGAAUCAAUCAUAAAUAGAGCCUGUGAUUUUGUGUGGAAUAUGUUGAUUAAUCAUGUCAAUGCCAUCAGAAAGAGUGGUGCCUAUGAAAAAACAAACUUGGCUGGAGUAUCUUGGACUGGUGCUGAUUUUUAUGUAUGGACAAUUCAUUUGUGGGUGCUCUUCAGAAGGUUACGUUUUGAGGGAAGUGAUGGUGAUUUGAUGUCAAAGAAACUUUGCGAUCGCUUUUGGAAUUAUGUGGAGCAUUAUAUCAAUGACAAUUAUAAGGUCAAUGCAUACACUCUGUCCAAAAAUUUGAAGCGACUUCAACAAAUUCACUAUGGUAUCAUUAUUCAGUUGGAUAAAAUUUUAGACUUGUCCAAUACAAGUAACAUGAAUGACAGUGUUCCAACCUCAUGGGAGCCAAAAACUCUGAACAAUAUGAUUGUCUCGUCCUCUGACCAAGACGCUCUCAUUGCAGAAAUUGUGUGGAGAAACUUUUAUUGUGGAGGUGUUGAAUUUACAAAUCUGGACGUGGAUGACACCAUUAAGGGAGAAGUGGAAGUCACAGCCGAGGAUUUGGCAUUCUGGACACGUUAUAUUCGAUAUGUACUGAGCUGGACAGACCACAUUGAUUCUGUGAUCUUUAUUCGUGGUCUCUUCCACUAUCACUUACCCACGGACGAUUUUGUGGUAAAGUUUAAGCCCAACGAUAAGCCAGUGAAACCUGCACACGAAAAUAAAUAA
Naegleria lovaniensis is the source of this 1266-nucleotide messenger RNA. RefSeq lists its product as uncharacterized. The coding region runs from base 1 to 1266 and encodes 421 amino acids. The record is from RefSeq and is a predicted model, not a curated record. Gene Ontology annotation, biological process: mitochondrial respiratory chain complex III assembly. Lineage: Eukaryota; Heterolobosea; Eutetramitea; Acrasida; Naegleriidae. The transcript has a single exon. Gene Ontology annotation, cellular component: mitochondrion.